AGAAAAAGAUCGAUUAUUGUUUACCAAAAAUAAAAAGAUAGGCCAAAUUGACCACUCUAAUCUUAUUACACACAGGCUUACACCAUGCAACUUACCCAACUUAAACGUUGUAGUGUUGUACUUUCCCUACUUAACCAGACCCAUUUCCUCACCUUCGCGCCUAUAAAUCACAUCACACCGUCAACCAUUUCUCACACAUGAAAAGAGAGAACACAACACAACAAACUAAAACACACACCCUCUAAGUUCAUCAACCUCUUCAACAUCAAAACUUGUAAUAUUUUAAUGGCAACACGCGUGAUCCCUCCGAGAAUCCUCAAGAAUCUUCGUUACAACACAACAACCAAGCCCCUCAACGCCGCCCAACCCUCCAUCUCUCCGGCCAUCGCCUCACCGUCGCUCUUCGAGAGGUCGCCGUCCCCUCCUGCCGCGGACGUCAUUCCGGCAUCUGCGGCUGGGACGGCAGCGCUCAACCUGGACGACGCGGAGCGGCUAUUCGCAUCGGUGUCGACAAAGAGGCUGCUCCGGUCGUCCGCAGUUCUGCACGCGACGGCGGUGGGGCCCAUGGUGGACCUGGGAAUGUGGAUGAUGAAGUCGAGGGUGUUCCAGAGCGGGCUGCUGAAGGAUCUCGUCAUGGCCGCCACGAAAGAGACGUUCUUCUCGCACUUCUGCGCCGGCGAGGACGCCGCCUCCGCCGGACGGAGCAUCCGCGCGCUCAACGACGCCGGCUUACGUGGCAUGCUGGUGUAUGGUGUGGAAGACGCGCAUGAAAACGAUGGGUGUGACAGAAACCUCAAUGGGUUCCUUCACACUGUGGAUGUUAGCAAAUCGCUUCCACCAUCCUCUGUGAGUUUUGUCAUUGUGAAAAUCACUGCAAUAUGCCCCAUGGCAUUGUUAGAAAGAAUGAGUGACCUUCUUAGAUGGCAACAAAAAGACCCUUCAUUCGUUUUGCCAUGGAAGCAAGAUUCCCUCCCAAUUUUCGCUGAGUCUAGUCCUUUGUACCACACACAGAAGAGACCGGAGCCUCUAACCCCAGAAGAAGAGAGUGAUCUUCAACUUGCCAACCAGAGACUCCUUGAACUUUGCCAAAAAUGUGAGGAAGCCAAUAUGCCUUUGUUGGUUGAUGCAGAACACACCACGGUUCAGCCGGCUAUUGAUUACUUCACAUACUCUUCAUCCAUAAGGCACAACAAGGAUGACAACCCCAUUGUGUUUGGAACCAUUCAAACUUACUUGAAAGAUGCCAAGGAGAGGUUGUUACUCACAACAAAGGCAGCAGAGAAAAUGGGAGUUCCAAUGGGGUUCAAAUUGGUGAGGGGUGCCUACAUGUCUACAGAGAGUAAAUUGGCUGAGUCUUUUGGAUAUGCAUCUCCAAUUCACAAUACCAUUCAAGAUACACACAAUUGCUUCAAUGAUUGUUCAUCAUUUCUGCUUGAGAAAAUUGCAAACGGACCUGGUUCAGUUGUUCUUGCAACCCACAAUAUUGAAUCAGGAAAAUUGGCUGCAACAAAAGCAUAUGAAUUGGGGGUUGGAAAGGUGAACCACAAGCUAGAAUUUGCACAACUAUAUGGAAUGUCAGAGGCACUUUCCUUUGGUUUGAGCAAUGCAGGGUUUCAGGUUAGCAAGUAUAUGCCAUUUGGGCCAGUAGAUAUGGUUAUGCCUUACCUUUUGAGAAGGGCUGAAGAAAAUAGAGGGCUCUUAGCUGCUUCAGGUUUUGAUAGACAACUGAUGAGAAAGGAGUUGGGAAGGAGACUAAAAGCUGCAGUGUUCUAAAUUAAUCAGGAAGCAGGAUUCAUUGACUUUUUGUACGAAUUAGAGAAUUUUGUAAUGUGAUGAAAUUGUGCAUUCAAUGAAAUGAAAUUCUGCUUUAUUAGGGUGUUUUGUUGGAAAUGCAACCAAGCUUUUGUGUUGAGCAAUGAGCUUGUGCUUAAAUUGGGAAAGUGUAAAAUCAAGUUCGAAAAAUGAGUAAAAAAACAAGAAUAAUUUUCAAGUCA
Messenger RNA from Glycine soja, 1994 nucleotides. Its product is annotated as proline dehydrogenase 2, mitochondrial-like. The record is from RefSeq and is a predicted model, not a curated record. The transcript has 4 exons. Gene Ontology annotation, cellular component: mitochondrion. Gene Ontology annotation, molecular function: proline dehydrogenase activity; FAD binding. Bases 286 to 1773 code for a protein of 495 amino acids. NCBI's taxonomy places the organism in Eukaryota, Viridiplantae, Streptophyta, Magnoliopsida, Fabales, Fabaceae.